UUCAGCAAAGCUGCACACAAGGGUAUUGUGGCAUUUACUUUUGAUGACCAGGCUGUGAGAAGUAUGGAACGGCAGCAAAAGGGAAUAUCCUCCCAUAGCAAAGGGGUGAUAAAUGAAUUUUUAGAGGGUCUGACAGGUCUAUUACAAUCGCCUAUUAAAGGGGCAGAGAGACAUGGCCUUCCAGGAGUCCUCUCAGGCAUAGCUGUUGGAGUGACGGGACUUGUGGCAAGACCAGCAGCCAGUAUCCUUGAUAUCACCGGCAAAACUGCACAAAGCAUCAGAAAUCGGAGCAAACUCCAUAAUCGGGGAUCUCAUCGCUUUAGGGUCCGAUUGCCAAGGCAUUUAACUAGAGAACUUCCUUUGCGGCCUUACUCUUGGGAAGAAGCAAUUGGAGUAUCUAUUCUUAGAGAGGCUGACGACCAUAUUAUGCUCAAAGACGAAAUGUUGGUAAUUUGUAAAGCUCUUAGGCAUGAUGGGAAGUUUGUUGUCCUCACUGAGCGGCUUAUAUUAAUUGUCUCCUGCUCCAGUAUAGUAAAUUAUGGGAAGCCCGAGUUUUAAGGAGUGCCUGCUAACCCAGAGUGGUUGGUAGAAACUGAAAUCGGGAUAGAUAGUGUAAUCCAUGCUGAUAACGACGAUGAUGAAGUACAUAUUAUGGGAAGUAGCUCUGAUGCAUUGCUAAGGCAGAAUCACAUUUCGCACAAAAGAAGCUGGGCAACUAGGGGAAAGAGAUGGAACAACAAUCCUCGAACUUCGCUUCCGCUUAUCCAANCGAACUUCGCUUCCGCUUUUCCAGACCAAUUUGGUUUUCGCAUCAAAUGACCAAGCAGAAGACUUUUUGGCAGUACUUCUAUCUACGAUUGACAAGGCUAAAGAGCGAGGUCGGAGCUCUGUUCAUCUGCUUCAUCAAAAUAAUAUCAGGAAAAUAUAGAACGAUGUAAAGGAUCCAAGUAUUUUGCCAUAUUUACAUUGUACAUUAUGUACAUAAUCUGCUUUGUCCAUUUUCUGUAUAUUUUUUGUUCAUUCCUUAAAGGCACACCCGUUAACCAGAUUUUUCAAA
Molecule: messenger RNA, 1057 nt
Organism: Nicotiana tabacum (common tobacco)
Lineage: Eukaryota; Viridiplantae; Streptophyta; Magnoliopsida; Solanales; Solanaceae
Source: RefSeq, a predicted model, not a curated record